This is a messenger RNA of Ophidiomyces ophidiicola, 699 nucleotides long. RefSeq names its product Target of rapamycin complex 2 subunit avo2 (gene AVO2). The transcript has a single exon. Gene Ontology annotation, molecular function: protein binding. The record is from RefSeq and is a predicted model, not a curated record. NCBI's taxonomy places the organism in Eukaryota, Fungi, Ascomycota, Eurotiomycetes, Onygenales, Onygenaceae. The coding region runs from base 1 to 699 and encodes 232 amino acids.
AUGCUUGCUGCCAGAGCUGCUAACCCUAGUAGCUUUCCCCAAAGCACGUCGCUGGUGCCCCCAAAACAAAGACCACGCGCUGCAUCCAACCCCUCGUCCGCGGAAGAUACGAAAAUCGUGGGCAUCUUGCUGGAUUAUGGCGCAGAUUUUAAUGCAGCUGAUGAUUCAGGAGACACAGCCUUACACUACGCAAGUACCUGGGGAAAUCUGAAGACCUUCCGGUUGCUGGUGCAAUGUGGUGCAUCAACACUGGUGAAAAACAACGCAGGCUGUGUGCCUGCUGAUUACGCUUUGACUGGCCAAGCGUCGAUAUACUGUCGAAGUCUGCUUUCGGAUGCGGACAGACAAUUACUAAAAGACAGUAUCGAUGAGGAACAGACUGCUGAAAUUUUACAGCAGAAGAUGAAUCUGCAUCUGAAAACACUUCCAAGUGAACCGAUUCACUUUGCUUCCGAAUCCAAUUAUUCUCCUGGUUCUCUGAACGGCACGCUAUAUAGCGACUAUGGUGACCUGCCUCCCGGCAGUGCAAAAGCCCACUCCAUAGCUUCAGGAGGAUUGCGGUUAGUGGAUGACAGUGAUCGAGAAGAUGAUAUGUCUUCGACGUUUUUCAAUGCGAAUCCACCAAAGAUGGAUGGAAUCAGCGAAUAUUACGACAACGACUCCAAACCGCUUCCUGAUCCGUUGUUUUCCCGAGCCUAG